This is a messenger RNA of Malaya genurostris, 1022 nucleotides long. RefSeq names its product ubiquinol-cytochrome-c reductase complex assembly factor 1 (gene Uqcc1). Lineage: Eukaryota; Metazoa; Arthropoda; Insecta; Diptera; Culicidae. The record is from RefSeq and is a predicted model, not a curated record. Gene Ontology annotation, cellular component: mitochondrion. The transcript is spliced from 3 exons. Bases 174 to 992 code for a protein of 272 amino acids. Gene Ontology annotation, biological process: mitochondrial respiratory chain complex III assembly.
UCGUCGUGCUGUUCGUUUUGUUUACAUGCCAUCGGUGGAAGUAUCUGCCAGCCAAACGAAUUUAUAUAACGAAUUGGUCAAAAUUUAACUAAUUGAAACAAGCAUCUAAAUUUGAUUUACAGAAAUAGUGUGACGAUUAAAACCAUUUUUUCUAAAACAAAACUUUUCGAGCUAUGUCAAAUUUCCUUUCCGGAAGGGCGGCUGUGUUGACCCGCGAAUUUGCUCACACCUUAAUGCGAAAUUACGCUAACCGGGCCUCAAUUCACGCACUUCAUAACAGAUAUGACCGUUGUGGCUCAGAGGUCUGCAAACCGAUGCUGGUCACAAUGGCAAAUUUGUCUAGUGGUACAUCCAACACACACCCAACCGUAAAUAGUUCACAACUAGCCUCAACCAAAGAAGAUGAAGGUGGAUUCUUGAAACGAUUCAUAACAAAAAUGGGCUGGAUAGACAAUUCCCGAGUCAGAUUACGUGUUUCCAGUGCAUAUCUCUACGAAUCCGUAGCCGACUGUAUCAACUAUAACGAAUUUUUCACGCAUUUUAACAUGCCUAACACGUUUAAUACCUGGUUCUUGAUUACUGAAUUGCACGUUUGGAUGCUUUUAGUACGAGCCAUGGCCGAAGGGUCUGAAAAGGAUGCAGCAGGAAGAUACAUGCGUAACUGUAUAGUCGAAUCAAUGUGGAAUGAUGUGUCAAAUCGAGCGAAAAAACUAUCGGCCGAUAAUCCGUCCGCUGUGCGGCCUCAAAUUCAACUGCUCUCUGAGCAGUUUCAAGCAGCGCUUCUAACUUAUGACGAAGGCAUCAAUAGUGAGGACAAAAUUCUGGCAGCUGCACUGUGGAGGAGAUUCCUUUCGGGGAAAUGCGAAGAUUACGAAAUGUUGGAACUGUUGGUUAAAUACGUUAGGAAGCAGAUGGCGAUGCUAGACAAUAUAAGCCGCUAUGAUUUUGCCAUAAAACCUAAGGUGAAAUGGUUACCGUUAAUUGAGAAAUAAAAACGCACCAGUGGUUGGACUAAAUUCUGA